Messenger RNA from Sturnus vulgaris (Common starling), 2550 nucleotides. It is a transcript of the gene METTL25, whose product is annotated as methyltransferase like 25. Lineage: Eukaryota; Metazoa; Chordata; Aves; Passeriformes; Sturnidae. The record is from RefSeq and is a predicted model, not a curated record.
GGAAAGAUGUAACAGUGAAAGUUCUCCGAGUGUUGAAACUGGAGAUGCGGAGGACAGCUGGAAAAGGCUUAAACUCGGCUUUCCUGUAUCUGUAAUAGUGUGUCUGGCACAGGAAAGCAGCUGUUUUACGUCUGACGAGAUCUAAGAGGCACUUCAUAUUUUCAGUGAUUUUCACGUAACUGAAGAGGAAGCCAGCUAGGCUGCUGUGUUGCUGAAAGUGCUGCAGUCCAAGUAGGAGGGAAAUGUACCAGUAAUGCUCCUUCAGGCAGGGCACAGAAAUGAAGAUAAAGCAUCUGAAAGCUGUGGUGUCUGGGGGGACUGAGCCCAAGCAAAGAGAUCAUUUUCAAAUCCAGGGUGAAAUCUCUGACAAAGCACUUAGCUGAGAAAAGCCAGCUUCGUGCCAAAGUGUAUGGAGUGUAGAUAGCUGUCACACUGUGUUAGCUCUGAAAUCCUACGUGAAAUGGCAUGCGAGGCAGGAAGGCGUGUGGAGUGUAAGAGAAGGCUCCACAGAAAGUAGCAUGUGCUUCUUGGCGUAGAAGACAAGCUAAGAUAAUGAUUUGGACUCAGAAGGAGAUUGAAGAACUGUGAAUUGCUGCAUCACUAGCAACAUUUCUCUAUUGGAUCUAAAGACCUCUCAAAAUAUUAACUGUAAGGCUCAUUUUUAAAGGGUUGAGUUAUUUGGGAAAAAUCCCACAGGGUUUAGUUGUGCAUGGAAAAGACACUGGGUUGUGAAUUACUUUCAAGAGCCAGAUGGAAACAAGACAGUGGUCUGGUCAGCAAGCAAAAGUGUUGGGAAGCAGCAAGGACUGACUUGAUGUUCUUGACAGAUGACGACAUCUUUUCCAGCGCAUUUUGUGAAAACUCUGGGAAGCUUAUCAAUGUACAUUUGUUUGCCCUGGCUGCUAAGUAUUAUUCUUUGUCCAACCUUGGAGUGUGUACCCCGUUAGAAGAUGUGCUUGAAGCACUGAAAGGAGACAGUGAAGGAGCAACAGGUAUCAAACCGGAUGAGUUUAUGAAUAAUAAGAAAUCACAUGAAGUGCAGGUGAUGUCAGAGCUGGUAGAUGGCAUAGCGAAUUAUUGUGGGAUAAAGCAGGUGAUUGAUAUAGGUUCUGGGAAAGGCUACCUGAGUUCAUUUUUGUCCAUGCAAUAUAACUUAAAAGUUUAUGGCAUUGACUCCUCAAGCUCCAACACAAAUGGUGCUCAUGAAAGAAAUAGAAAAUUGAAGAAACACUGGAGAGCAUAUCAGAGUAGAGGAAAAGAAGCCCUCAAAAGCCAGAGUUUGGAAAAGGCAAAUGACAAGCCAGUGGAAAGUGAAAUUAAUUGUAAAACAAUCAAUGAAGAGCUCUUAAAUAAUGCCAACAGUCCUCAAAAUCAGGGCCAAGCGAUUAUCCAAGAUUUACUUCCUUCUUGUGGUUUCACAGAAAUGGCUACACGUGUAACCAACACAGAAGCUGAAGCUGAUUUAGUGACUGAGACACAAUCUCAUGAGACCAAACUUUCUGAAGAGGUUCUUGCUAUUCUAAAUGUUCUUCCUGCUGAUGCUGUAGAAGAUUUUUCUUCAUCUCAUAACUGCGUGGAACUCUGUGAAGAGGAAAAAGUACAAAGAAAAAUUGCAUCUCUCCAGGCUAAAGCAAGAAAGUCAAGUGAAUCGAACCUGUAUUCUCCAUUGACCUCUUGCAUCACUGCAGAAACAGAACUCAAUGACAUCAUAACAGAUCUGGAGGACUGUAUGAUGGUGGGUCUACAUACAUGUGGGGAUCUUGCUGCAAAUACACUACGAAUUUUUACUGCCAAGCCUGAAAUCAAAGCCGUUUGCAAUGUGGGCUGCUGCUACCAUCUGUUGUCAGAACAGUUUGAAAACCAAGAAGAAUGCCACGACCAAGUCUGGGGGUUUCCCAUGUGUCAGUACUUGAAGGACAAAGGCUGGUGCUGUGGUCGCAAUGCUAGGAUGUCAGCAUGCUUGGCUUUGGAGCGAGUUGCAGUUGGCCAAAUGCUGCCUAUAGAAUCAUUGUUUUAUCGAGCUGUUCUUCAGGUUAUUAUAGAAGAAAUUUAUGGUGUCACCAAAAGUGAUCGACAUGUUGGAAAAACCUUCUCCAAAUCAUCCUCCUUUGUAGAUUAUGUCAGACGGUCUCUGAAAAAGCUGGAACUGGAUGAUUCAAAGCUCCCAGACAGUUGUAUAAUGGAUUACUACGAAAAGUACAAGCACAGAAUGAUUGAGCUUGAAGCAUUUAAUAUGCUGAAGGUUGUUCUGGCUCCUUGCAUAGAAGUUUUGAUACUUCUGGAUCGUCUUUGCUACCUCAAGGAGCAGGAAAACAUUGCCUGGUCUGGACUUGUGAAGUUAUUUGAUCCUGUGAAGUCCCCCAGAUGCUAUGCAGUUAUUGCUCUGAAGAACUAGUCAUGUUCUUAAGUGGAAGCAAAUUGCAAAGAGGUUGGAAAUUCUGAACUGAUAGUGCUAUUUCCUCCCUUUUAUUCUGUUAUUUUUAAUUCAUUCCUCAAGUAAAAUGUUUGCUUUUCAGAUGCAAAAGAAAAAAGUGCAAUGCCUGUUUGAAU